This is a messenger RNA of Cutaneotrichosporon cavernicola, 1848 nucleotides long. RefSeq lists its product as uncharacterized. The record is from RefSeq and is a predicted model, not a curated record. The transcript is spliced from 6 exons. Gene Ontology annotation, cellular component: spliceosomal complex. Gene Ontology annotation, biological process: mRNA splicing, via spliceosome. The coding region runs from base 1 to 1848 and encodes 615 amino acids. Lineage: Eukaryota; Fungi; Basidiomycota; Tremellomycetes; Trichosporonales; Trichosporonaceae. Gene Ontology annotation, molecular function: ATP binding; RNA helicase activity; RNA binding.
AUGGCCUCCUCAGCAGGGCCAUCAACACGCUCCGUCUCGCCUGUCGCCUACGAUGACCUCCCAACGGACUACAAGCCUUACGUGCGUGUCGCCAAACGGCGUGCUCAAAUGCUCUCCAAGCUUGGUCCUGGGCGGCACGUGUCUAAGAAGAUUAAGACGACUGAGGAGCUCGACGAAGAGAAGGACGCGUUGCGGGCCCUAGACGAGGCUAACGAGCGCGAGCGCGAGAAGGCGCGGCAGAAACGCACCCUGCUCCAGGAGGCGCUGGAAGUGAAGCGGCGAAAAGAACUGGAGGACGCGAGCAAGACAGAGGCGCAGAAGCAGGCAGAGGAGGAGGCGGCGUUGCUGGCUCAAGUACAGCGCGGACAGAAGAAGCUCGCGAGUGUCCAGGAGAUUGCGCACGGCAAGACGUACACACAGAGCAUGAAGUCGACAUGGCGACCACCACGGUAUAUCCGUGAUCUCGGGCCGGAGGGGCAGCAGGCGGUGCGCGAUAAGCAUUCCAUCAUCAUCGAGGGUGAAGACCCACCACCAGCCAUCGAACACUUUGCCGAUAUGAAGAUCCCCCCACCGCUUCUCGAGUACCUGGCGAACAAAGGCAUCGCGCGGCCAACCCCGAUCCAAAUGCAGGGCCUGCCAACGGCGUUCGCCGGCCGCGACAUGAUUGGCAUUGCUUUCACAGGCUCUGGCAAAACCCUCGCAUUCACACUCCCAGCCAUCCUCAAAUCACUUGAGAUGGAGAUGAAGCUCCCGCUUGUUAAGGGCGAGGGACCCGUCGGUUUAGUCCUCUGCCCGUCUCGCGAACUCGCGCGACAGACGUACGAGGGAUGCGUGGCGAUGUGCACCAAGCUCGCCGAGGGCGGAAAGUACCCUGAGCUGCGGAGCCUGCUUUGCAUUGGCGGAAUCAGCAUGGCAGACCAGGCUGAGGUGCUGCAGCGCGGCGUGCAUGUGGUGGUGGCGACGCCGGGGAGGCUUAUCGACAUGCUCGAGCGAGGGCGACUAAACGCGGACAACUGCAAGUACAUGUGCAUGGACGAGGCCGACCGCAUGAUCGACAUGGGAUUCGAGGACGCCGUUCGCAGCAUCAUGGAUCAUUUCAAGUACCAGAGGCAGACCCUUUUGUUCAGCGCGACGAUGCCGCGCAAGAUCCAGGAGUUUGCGCAGGCGUCUCUCGUGAACCCUCUCCUCGUGAAUGUGGGCCGCGCUGGCGCAGCCAACAUGGAUGUCAUCCAGGAGGUCGAACACGUCAAGGCAGAGGCCAAGAUGGUGUACCUGCUCGAGGUGCUGCAGAAGACGCCGCCACCCGUCAUCAUCUUCAGCGACAACAAGAACGAGGUCGACGACAUCCAAGAGUACCUCCUGCUCAAGGGCGUCGAGGCGGUGGCGAUCCACGGAUCGAAAACACAGGACGAACGAGAAUACGCGAUCAAGUCGUUCAAAUCCGGUGCCAAGGACGUUAUGGUCGCUUCGGGUGUCGCGUCCAAGGGCCUUGACUUCAAUGAGAUCCAGCAUGUCAUUGUGUACACAAUGCCCAAGGAGAUCGAGGACUACGUUCACGAGAUCGGGCGAACUGGGCGUUCGGGCAAGACGGGUUUGGCGACGACAUUUGUCAACAACACUACCAGCGAGCAGACCCUCCUCGACCUCAAGUACCUCCUCAUGGAAGCGAAGCAGAAGAUCCCCCAAUUCCUCCUUGACACUGACGACCCACGCGCCGCCGCUGGGGACGUGCUCAAGGGAUGCCCAAUCUGCGGUGGCCUGGGUCACGGCCUCUCGGACUGUCCCAAGCUUGCGGACGAGCAGCGGCGCAAGGCCGCUGCCAGUGCGUCCUACGGCGACAACUACUAA